Erpetoichthys calabaricus (reedfish) is the source of this 1699-nucleotide messenger RNA. RefSeq names its product N-acetyllactosaminide beta-1,3-N-acetylglucosaminyltransferase 2-like. Gene Ontology annotation, cellular component: membrane. NCBI's taxonomy places the organism in Eukaryota, Metazoa, Chordata, Cladistia, Polypteriformes, Polypteridae. The transcript has 3 exons. Gene Ontology annotation, molecular function: hexosyltransferase activity. The record is from RefSeq and is a predicted model, not a curated record. Bases 425 to 1660 code for a protein of 411 amino acids.
GAGAGGGUGAUGCAGUGGCUAAAGCGACCUGUUCUGUCAAAAAAUCUAAUGCUACCCUAAAGAGCAGGAAAUGCCUUUUGCGGUGGACGCGGCAGUUGUAGGUCUUACUCCAAACUACAAUCCGCAGUAAAAAGUAGACGGUGAAACGAAGCACAAGAUCCCCGACUGGGGUGCUGCAGCGCCGUGGAAACUUUCGUCCGGGAGUGUUUAUUUUUCCGUUGACGACGUUGCUGCUCUUUGCUACUCUUAAGUUAAAGCGACCGAGAAUCAUCAUGAAGGCCAUUUCGGAACAGGAGCGGCUACAGCGGUUCAAUUCUACUGGCAUGAUUGGCUAAAAGUUCUGCAAAACUGGUUGUCUUGACUUGAGAAGUGCCAAUAUCACUGCAGUUAACACACUUGGGUGUAAGCUCUUCCGUUUUGAGGAAUGAGUCUGGUGCGCAAGAAGAUCCUGCUUUGGGCCGUGUUCGCCUUUGGAGCUAAUAUUAUUGUUUAUACUUUAAUUACAAUAUCCAAGCCAUCAAAUGAUGAACCAUCUCUGACCAAAGCUACAAAGACAAUCAUACCUGAGGGAACCUUCUGGAAAAUGUCACUCGAUCACAGUGCUUAUUGGAACUUACUCCAGCAUUAUUUAGACAGGAGAUACAAUCCUAUAUUAAAAAAUGCCUCAGUAGGUCAGUUGCCUGGAAAUGUAAGUUACUUCUUAACAAGGCAAAGUAAUUUGCAAAACAAUGUUACCUGUACUCAAGAUUCAGAUAUUGCCAUGCAUAUUAAAGACUUCAGUACUUUACCUGAACAAGUGAGAGACUUCAUGGAAUCCAUGCAUUGCCGCAACUACACGUUGCUUAUUGACUAUCCUGAAUUAUGUACUAAAGAGGCUCCUGAUUUACUUCUGGCAAUUAAGUCCCAGGUCCCUAAUUUUGAAAACCGGCAAGCUAUCCGGGAGUCAUGGGGAAAGUCUGGGAAAGUUAAUAAUAUUACAAUUAAAGCUAUUUUUCUUAUGGGAAGACAAGACCCGUCCUCUGGACCUUUUUUUCCCAACUUGGAGGGCCUCUUAAAGCUUGAGAGAGACAAUUACAAAGAUGUUCUCUUGUGGGAUUUCAAAGAUACUUUCUACAACCUUACAUUGAAAGAUGUUCUUUUUUUGGAAUGGUUUGACAAAAACUGUGCAGGAGUCAGAUACGUCUUCAAAGGUGAUGAUGAUAUUUUUCUUAACACUGAAAGCCUUGCUGAACUUGUUGCAUCUCAUAUAACAGGGAAGGAAAGUCCAGAUCUCUUCCAGGGCCAGGUGAUCUACAAUGCGUCUCCACUCCGAAAUGUAAAACUAAAAUACUUCGUUCCAGACAGUCUGUAUGCAGGAACAUAUCCACCCUAUGUAGGAGGAGGUGGUAUGGUCUAUACAGGAGAUUUAGCAAGAAAGCUUAACAGGAUGACUAAACGUGUAGUCCUUUUUCCUAUUGAUGAUGUAUAUAUGGGCAUGUGUUUGCAGAGACUAGGAGUAAGCCCUUUAGAACAUACUGGAUUCAAAACCUUUGAUAUAGCAGAGGACAGUCGGGGCAAUCCAUGUUCUUAUAAAAAUCUGAUUGUAGUACAUAGGCGAACCCCCAAGGAAAUGAUUCGGCUCUGGAAACAAAUGCACAGUAUGGAACUUAACUGUUCAUAGCACUGUAAAAUCCUGGUAUGUUACCAAAGCCUUUUUUUU